AACUAUUAUUUCAUAUUAGACAAAUCUCCAAUUUAAAGUCUGUUAAUUAAAUGAUAAAACGAAUCAUGUCGGAUGUUGAUGUAAAAGCUGGUAUUCAACACAUUCUAAAACGGAUUGAUGUCGCUUACGAGCUACGGCCGAAGGAGUUAAAGGCAAACAAACCCCUUUUAGUGGCUGUUAGCAAAACUAAACCUGUAGAAAUGAUUAUUGAUGCCUAUUCGGUGGGUCAGCGUCAUUUCGGCGAGAAUUAUAUACAGGAAUUGGUGGAAAAAGGCAAUCAUCCUGAUAUUUUGGCUCAGUGUCCCGAUAUUAAGUGGCAUUUUAUUGGACAUUUACAAAGUAAUAAAAUAAAUAAGAUCAUAAAACUACCCAAUUUAUUUAUGAUCGAAACUGUGGACAGUCAAAAAUUAGCUAACCAUUUGAAUAAUGCCUGGGAAAAGAUAGAAACUGAAAAUAAACAACCAUUACAAGUGCUCAUACAAAUAAAUACAAGUGGUGAAGAAGCUAAAAAUGGCGUUCAACCCAGUGAGGCUUCCUCGUUGUAUAAAUUCAUUAAAGAAAAUCUAAAGCAACUCGAUGUUAAGGGUGUUAUGACCAUUGGAGCAUUUGGUUUUGACUACAGCCAAGGACCAAAUCCCGACUUUGUGAAACUAAUGGAAGUGCACAAACAAAUAUGCAAAGAAAAUCAAUUAAAUGACGCUGAAUUGCAGGUGUCGAUGGGCAUGUCGGAUGAUUUUGAAAAGGCGAUUGAAAUGGGUAGUACUAUUGUGCGUGUGGGAAGUUCUAUUUUUGGUUAUCGGGCUAAAAAGACCACUACUGCUUAAUUCCUCUACGUAUGGUUCGAUAUUAUGCUGCUAGUGAGUGAAUCGUACACUAAAUUUUAAAAAUUGUUUUUUUUUUGUAUAAUUGUUGUUUUAGCCGUUGUAUAUGUGGAAAUGAGUAAGCAAUAUAAUACUUAUUGUUGUUGUAUAUAGAAAAAAUAAUAUAUAAAAUAAAGAUCUGUUCAUUUAUAUACUAAAGAAA
Messenger RNA from Calliphora vicina (urban bluebottle blowfly), 1023 nucleotides. RefSeq names its product pyridoxal phosphate homeostasis protein. Lineage: Eukaryota; Metazoa; Arthropoda; Insecta; Diptera; Calliphoridae. Bases 51 to 824 code for a protein of 257 amino acids. Gene Ontology annotation, molecular function: pyridoxal phosphate binding. Gene Ontology annotation, cellular component: intracellular anatomical structure. The record is from RefSeq and is a predicted model, not a curated record. The transcript is spliced from 5 exons.